AUGGCGCCAAUAUUAAUUACGGCGGAUGAGGAGAUUGCGACCACCGACCGGCGACGACCACCACCAUUGGACCCAUCCUGUCCGCAUCCACGGAUCAGCUCGUUUGUUUAACCUCAUUACUUGACCGCUUUUGACGUAGCUUUAGGAUCGAAGGGCUACGCGCGAAAGCCUCGCAAGAUGCCGCUAACCGAGUCUCUGAAGGCGUGGCGGAAGGACGAGGCUGUCAAGCGCUACGGCGCCGGUCGCGUUCGACUCCUGGGAGUGGGGCUGGUUAUGACGCACACGAUUCUCUGCAGAAUCGUAGAUUCCGUCGAAAAGUUGGAGACGACAGAGGACAUCGAGCGAGAGCUUACUGACUGGGAGGAUGUGCACCAGUAUAGUGCACAAAUACUCCUGGUGCUCAACGACUACCGUUCCUCUCUCUCUCCGCCUUCAACCCCGCCUGUGCCUGAAUUGGAACAGCCUUAUGCUCAUGGUACAGAUGCCACUCCCGUCCCACCCGGCGUGGAUUAAAGCUUUCCUUAGCGUCGACGGUCCCCAGCCUCCAACUUGACCUGACUCUUCUGUUAUCCCUGUCAUUCACUUUCUGUCAACAUUUCCACCUUCUUUGUCUCUUAAAAUUCCAAGCGGUAUCUAUAUGACUCGUUGGCCUAAGUGUCCCAAACCUCCUCGCUUUUGAAGUUCACUUCCUACGACAAGGCUAUCCUGAGGUGUGAGCGAAGCCACUGGCCGGUGUCACUGAAUCAGAAGAGAUUCCAAGCUGGGAAGCAGU
Phanerochaete carnosa HHB-10118-sp is the source of this 772-nucleotide messenger RNA. RefSeq lists its product as uncharacterized. The record is from RefSeq and is a predicted model, not a curated record. The transcript has a single exon. NCBI's taxonomy places the organism in Eukaryota, Fungi, Basidiomycota, Agaricomycetes, Polyporales, Phanerochaetaceae. Bases 178 to 513 code for a protein of 111 amino acids.